Messenger RNA from Xenia sp. Carnegie-2017, 1348 nucleotides. RefSeq names its product nucleosome assembly protein 1-like 1-A. Gene Ontology annotation, cellular component: nucleus; chromatin. NCBI's taxonomy places the organism in Eukaryota, Metazoa, Cnidaria, Anthozoa, Malacalcyonacea, Xeniidae. Gene Ontology annotation, biological process: nucleosome assembly. The record is from RefSeq and is a predicted model, not a curated record. Gene Ontology annotation, molecular function: histone binding; chromatin binding.
AUGGAGCAGAGUGUUGGGCGCGAAAGCAGAGGACCUGAAGAGAUUGGCGUCGGCGGAAAGGAGAAUGCUAGGAUGAUAGCACAACUUGGAAGGGUUAUUGGAACAUCAUCUGGAUAUAUUGAAAGUUUGCCAAAAGUGGUUCAGGAUAGAAUAAAGGCACUAAAAAUAUUCAGGUGUCAUGUCAAAGCUCGAGCAGAGUUCUACCGAGAUGUCCAUGCUUUGGAAUGUAAAUAUUCAGACAAAUUUAAGACGUUUUUUGAUAAGCGAGAAUCGAUCAUUAAUGGUAAAUAUGAACCCGAAGAUGAAUGUGAAUGGCAUAGUGAAAAUGAAGACAAAAGAGGAUGGGAAAACGAAGAAAAAUUAUCACAGAAUGAGCUGAAAGAUAAAGCAACGCUGGAAGAAAAUAAAACUGAAUCGGAAAGUCUUUCAGAAAAUGUCUCUGGUAUUCCUGAAUUUUGGCUGACAGCGAUGAAAAACAUUGAACAUAUUGCCGACAUGAUUCAGGAACACGAUGAACCAAUUUUAAAGAGUUUGACAAAUAUUGUUUUGAAAUUCAUUGAUGAAGAGAAAUCGUCUGAACAAAGCGAAGAGUGCGAUGAAAAGAAAAGAUAUGGGUUUGUCUUGGAAUUUCACUUUGCUCCCAACGCAUAUUUCAACAAUUCUGUUUUGACGAAAACGUAUAAGCUAUCCUGUGAAAUCGAUAAAGAUUUGCCGUUUGCUUUUGAAGGACCAGAAAUCUCUAGCACAUUUGGGUGUGCGAUCGACUGGAAGAAAGGCAAAAAUGUCACCGUUAAAGUUAUCAAAAAGAAACAAAAACACAAAGGAAAAGGACAACCAAAAUUCGUCAAUAAAACCGUCAAGAACGAUUCGUUCUUUAAUUUUUUUGCACCACCCGAAGUUCCUGAAGAUGGAGAAAUGGAUGAAGACAUGGAGCAAUUGUUGGAAUCUGAUUUUGAGAUAGGCCAUUACUUUCGUGAGAGGCUUAUUCCAAAGGCUGUUUUGUUUUUUACUGGGGAAGCGUUGGACGAGUUUGACGACUUGACGAAGAGCUUUCGAGAUGAUGAUGACGAUGACGACGACGACGAUGAUAUGCAACGAGAUGAAGAUGAUGAAGAAGAUCCAGAUUAUAAACCUUCGGAGGAAAAUCCACCCGAGUGCAAGCAACAGUAAAUGUGAAAGUUUCUUUUGAAGAUGCCUGGUAGAUAGGUAGACUCAAUGACGCCAGAUAAGAUUCUAUUCUUUUUGUUUCAUAUGGAUUAUCACAGAUACAUUGUGUAUAUUUCUGUUACACACUAUUUAUGAAUUUAUAUCUAGUAUAGUUUAAUUAUAUCCGGUCUAUAUCAUCGAA